Molecule: messenger RNA, 2198 nt
Organism: Hypoxylon fragiforme
Lineage: Eukaryota; Fungi; Ascomycota; Sordariomycetes; Xylariales; Hypoxylaceae
Product: hexose transporter
Exons: 5
Coding region: 386-1999 (537 amino acids)
Biological process (GO): transmembrane transport; carbohydrate transport
Cellular component (GO): membrane
Molecular function (GO): carbohydrate:proton symporter activity
Source: RefSeq, a predicted model, not a curated record
UGCAAGAAUUGGUACCUAGUAAACCAAGGACAUGGGCUUCAACAUGUCUGCCACUACCCUCAAUGCGUAGUAGCCUUAGGUACCCCAGUACCCCGGUACCCCCGUGUUUACCUUGAAGAGGGUGGGUCGCCGUUUUUUAUAUAAUAUUUCAGACGUUCCUCUACUUUCCAGGGAGAUCGUCUUCUUUCGUUACUCAAGGACACAAGUGCGAUAGCAUCAUAGACGGCUUUGUUUCGAACAUCAUACUAUUCACUCAACAGUUACACGGCCGAGACUCAGACACAAGUCAACUUGUCCACAUCCGUCCAACAAAUAGAGCUUCGUGCUCAUCUACCUACCCUCUUACCCCCCCUCUAUACCGUCGCUACAUUACCUAGUCAUCGCGAUGGUUAAGCUAGCAAUUCGAAAGCCCGAGGAUGAUGUCGGCAAGGCGUGGCCGGCCAUUGCCAUUGGGCUUUUUGUGGCCUUUGGUGGUGUAUUGUUCGGUUACGACACGGGCACCAUCAGCGGCAUCCUGGCCAUGGACUAUUGGCAGACCCUCUUCUCGACGGGUUACGUUAAUACGCAGGGUCAUCUAGACGUGUCCCCGGAGCAGUCCUCAGCCAUUGUCUCCAUUUUAUCUGCGGGUACCUUCUUCGGUGCCUUGGGCUCCCCUCUCUUGGCCGAUAAUAUGGGUCGCCGGCUUGGUCUCAUCACCUCUUCUUGGGUGUUUAUCCUCGGUGUAAUCUUCCAGACCGCGGCGACAUCUCUGCCACUGUUCCUGGCUGGUCGCUUCUUCGCCGGUUUUGGUGUUGGUCUGAUUUCUGCCAUGAUUCCCUUAUACCAAAGUGAGACGGCGCCCCGAUGGAUCCGAGGUGCUAUUGUCGGCGCGUAUCAGCUAGCGAUCACAAUCGGUCUCCUCCUAGCCGCCAUCGUGGACUGGUCUACGCAAUAUCGCCAGGAUACCGGCUCGUACCGUAUCCCCAUCGCCGUCCAGUUCGCAUGGGCAAUCAUCCUCAUCGGGGGAAUGCUCGUGCUACCAGAGACUCCGCGAUUCUUGGUCAAGAAAGGCCAGCACGAGAAGGCCGCGCAAGCCCUUGGCAAGCUUCGAAGAAUCGACCCCAAGCAUUCCGCGAUCGAAGCCGAACUGAGCGAAAUCCGCGCGAACCACGACUACGAAAUGAGUGUUGGAAAGGCCAGCUACCUCGACUGCUUCCGCGGACCCAUGCUAAAGCGACAGCUCACCGGUAUGGGCGUACAAGGUCUACAGCAGCUGACUGGAAUCAACUUCAUUUUCUACUACGGAACUCAGUACUUUAAGAAUUCGGGUAUUCAGGACCCAUUCACCAUUCAGAUGAUCACGUCCUCUAUCAACGUUGUCUCGACGCUUCCUGGUCUAUACGCCGUUGACAAAAUCGGUCGUCGACCACUACUGCUUUGGGGCGCUGUCGGUAUGUGUGUCAGCCAGUUCCUCGUGGCUAUGCUGGGCACUUUGACGACGGGCCAAGAUUCGGCCGGCAACAUUAUCGUCUACAACGUGGCGGCGCAAAAGGCUGGCAUCGCAUUCGUCUGCCUGUACAUCUUCUUCUUUGCCAGCACUUGGGGCCCGCUUGCCUGGGUCGUCACCGGAGAGAUCUACCCCUUGAAGUCCCGCGCCAAGUCUCUCAGCAUGACCACUGCCACCAACUGGCUCCUAAACUGGGCGAUCGCGUACGCAACACCCUACCUCGUGAACUUCGGCGACGGCUACGCGAACCUGCAGUCCAAGAUCUUCUUCGUCUGGUUCGGCGCGUGCUUCCUCUGCAUCGCCUUCGUGUACUUCUACAUCUACGAGACCAAGGGAUGGUCCCUCGAAGAGGUUGAUGAGUUAUACAGCGAGGUCAGCAGCGCCCGAAAGAGCGCUGGCUGGACUCCUAGCACCACUUUCGCGCAGCGACGGGGCGCGCACUCGACUGCGGUGGACGAGAAGCCGGAAGGAAAGAUGGAGCACCACAGUGAUCACUCCGAACAUGCUGUAUAAAGAGGCAGGGCAUUUCGUUGCUAUUUUGAAGAUUUGAUACCCGCGAAGUUGUAUUUCGCACAAAAUAAAGGAAUAUUUGUGCAUCCAAUGUAUAUCCAAGACUUACUGAAUGAUUAGACGUGAACAUAUUUAGAGAAAUAAUGUAACGAUUGAUAAACUUGUUUAAUUUGAUUAAUGAGUGGAACUAUAAUUACAAACU